AUGGCAAAAGACGAUGCAUCCACGCCUGCUGAGCCAGAGAUCAACAAGAACACGGUGGAGACAGCCGAAUCAGUCCACAAGCCAACAGUGAACGUCAAAGGCAAGGAUAAGGCUGCCGAACUGCUAAACUCGAACGAACGCAUUACAGUCACGCCAGAAGAGAACAAGAGGGUACUCAGGAAGAUCGAUCUUGUCAUUCUUCCAAUCCUGCUCUCAGUAUAUUUCCUCCAAAGUUUGGAUAAGACUACGCUCUCGUACGCAUCCGUCUUUGGGCUUAUCGAAGAUGCGAACCUGGAUCCAGACUCCGAUCAAUACUCAUGGCUCGGUUCAAUCGUAUACAUUGCGCAGCUCGUAAUGCAGCCUAUUGUUGCCGUCUUGCUAGUGAAGAUACCUAUGGGUAAAUUCGUUGGCGUCAUGGUCUUUACUUGGGGUGUUAUACUCUGCGGAAUGGCUGGAACCAGGAAUUUCGCAGGACUCAUGGCUACACGUUUCCUACUCGGUGCAGCAGAGUCUGCUGUCGCGCCUGCGUUCAUUGCCGUCGUACAGAUGUGGUACAAGCGUGGUGAACAGACAAACCGGAACGCAUCAUGGUAUGCCAUGUUGGGAAUCGUCAACAUCCUUGGGUCACUCCUAUCCUACGGUCUUGGUCACAUCAAAUCCAAUGCUCUACAUUCAUAUCAGAUCAUCUUCCUGUUUUGCGGUCUUCUCACGGUGGUAACUGCCACCGCGGUUUUCAUUUUCAUGCCGGAUUCGCCCAUGGAGGCCAGGUUCCUCAAUGAUCACGAAAAGCUGGUCGCUGUCGAACGUCUUAGGAUGAACCAGAUGGGUGUUGCUUCGCGUGUCUGGAAAUGGGACCACGUCUUGGAGACUUUUCUCGACCUGAAGACUUGGCUAUGGUUCUUCAUGCUCACUGCUGUCUCUAUCCCAAGUGGCGGCAUUACCACCUUCGGACCACUGAUCAUCCAAUCAUUCGGCUUCAGCAAAUUCCAGACCAUCCUCUUCAACAUGCCCUUCGGCGCCGUACAAAUAUUCGCAACGCUGGGCGGCGCAUGGCUCGCGACACGCAUCAAGAUGAAGUCUCCAGUGCUGAUCCUUCUCUGCAUCCCUCCCAUUAUUGGCAUUAUCAUCCUGAUGGUGGUUGGUCGCGAGAAGCACAACCGCGGUGUUCUUUUGGUCGGAUACUAUCUCACAUCCUUUUACCCUGGCAUUUCGCCCCUGAUCUACUCAUGGUCAGGCCAGAAUACCGGCGGCGACACAAAGCGCAAAGUCACCACGAGUUUCCUCUUCGUCGGUGCGAGCGCAGGCAACAUUAUCGGACCACUCCUUUUCAAGCCAUCGGAGAAGCCAAAGUACUCCAGAGGACUGCGUGCUAAUCUAGGACUGUUCAUUGCUAUCGUCGUGCUUGUGGUAGUAGGGAUGAUCUACGUUAAGUUUUUGAAUCGGAAGCAUGCCGCUGCUCGCGAGCGCCUGGGCAAGUCAGCACACGUCGUCGAUACCAGCAUGCAGAAUAAGGCAAGCGACUCCGAGGACGCUGCGAAUGCAGAGGCGAGCGGUGUUGGUGACAAGGCUUUCGACGAUGUGACAGAUUUGAAGAAUGAAGAUUUUAUCUACCUUCUGUAG
Messenger RNA from Aaosphaeria arxii CBS 175.79, 1620 nucleotides. RefSeq names its product MFS general substrate transporter. Lineage: Eukaryota; Fungi; Ascomycota; Dothideomycetes; Pleosporales. Bases 1 to 1620 code for a protein of 539 amino acids. The transcript is spliced from 2 exons. Gene Ontology annotation, cellular component: membrane. Gene Ontology annotation, biological process: transmembrane transport. Gene Ontology annotation, molecular function: transmembrane transporter activity. The record is from RefSeq and is a predicted model, not a curated record.